Leptinotarsa decemlineata (Colorado potato beetle) is the source of this 510-nucleotide messenger RNA. RefSeq names its product nuclear cap-binding protein subunit 2-like. Gene Ontology annotation, molecular function: RNA cap binding. The record is from RefSeq and is a predicted model, not a curated record. Gene Ontology annotation, cellular component: nuclear cap binding complex. NCBI's taxonomy places the organism in Eukaryota, Metazoa, Arthropoda, Insecta, Coleoptera, Chrysomelidae. Gene Ontology annotation, biological process: mRNA cis splicing, via spliceosome.
UUUAUAAUGGCGUUCAAUACUACAUCUUCAGCAGGUCUCAGCACUUACCGUGAUCAGCAUUUCAGAGGCACCCUAGCAGAACAAGAACGACUUUUGAGAAUUUCGACCACGAUGUAUGUGGGAAAUUUGUCGUAUUACACAACAGAGGAACAAAUCUAUGAACUCUUCUCCAUGUGUGGAGAUAUUAAAAGAAUCGUUAUGGGUUUGGACAAAUAUGAGAAAGUUCCGUGUGGGUUUUGUUUCGUGGAAUAUUAUAAGAGGGCCGAUGCCGAAAAUUGCAUGAGGUAUGUUAAUGGUACACGGCUCGAUGAUAGAAUAGUGAGAACCGAUUGGGAUAUAGGUUUCGUCGAAGGAAGGCAAUACGGACGAGGAAGAUCUGGUGGACAAGUCCGCGAUGAAUACAGGACGGACUUUGAUGCUGGCAGAGGGGGUUAUGGAAAAAUUAUUCAACAGAAAGUGGAAGGUGUCGCAUCUCCUGCACCAUUUAGGAGACCUAACAAAAGUCUUUGA